GAGAGUUACCAUACAACUCAACAAUAACCAGAGAUUUCAGUUGAAAAAAAUUCAAGAAGAAGAUAACAAUGGCGGUGAGCAAUGCAAAGUCGUUGGAAGACCAGACGCUUAAGAAGAGGAACGAGGAGCUGGAGCAAGAGCUGAGGCGGAGCCUGGAGAGAGAGGAGGAGAUGAAGACGGAGCUCCUCAAAGCUUGGCAGAGACUCCGCAUCGCCGAGGACGCCGAGGAGCUGCUCUGCUCUCAGCUCGGCGAGCUCGAAGCCGAGGCCGUCGAUCAGGCGCGUACUUACCACGCGCGGAUCGUCUCCCUCGUCGAUCAGCUCUCCCGCGCCCAGCAGCUCCUCCACGCCGCCGCCAUUUCGAUCCCUCCCUCCUCCGCCUGAGCCUGACCUGAGGCCUUUCUUAAUCUAGGUACGUAGUAUUGAUUAAUCGGUUUGGUCGGUGAUGGUGAAGAUCUCGAAGCGUAGAAUAAUCUGAGCCGUUCGUUUUUUUCAAGGCCUCGUUUCCAUCUUCGAUUGUAUAAUUUACAGAUUUUUUUUUUUUUUUGUAAAUUGUAUCUAAAAUCUGAAGUUUGUAAAAGAAAUGACUUUCCAUUUUCUUUUUGUAGUUUGAAUUAAUCUCCAAUAAUAUCAUAUUUAUCUUUUUUA
This is a messenger RNA of Humulus lupulus (European hop), 647 nucleotides long. Its product is annotated as protein RESPONSE TO LOW SULFUR 3-like. The transcript has a single exon. Gene Ontology annotation, biological process: cellular oxidant detoxification. Lineage: Eukaryota; Viridiplantae; Streptophyta; Magnoliopsida; Rosales; Cannabaceae. The record is from RefSeq and is a predicted model, not a curated record. The coding region runs from base 69 to 383 and encodes 104 amino acids.